AUGCCACACAGGUUACCAAACUUGUCUCAAAAGCUAAGGCUACAACCUGCUUCCCUGGUUCCCGCCGUCCUCAAGAUAGCAGCUGUCACUCCCAUCGUCAAAAAACCUGGUCUCGACCCCGAGGACCCCAGCAACUUCCGGCCGAUCUCCAACCUUCCUUUUCUUAGCAAGAUCAUGGAAAGAGCAGUUGCUGCCCAACUCCACCAUCAUAUGUCCGACCAUGAGCUCUACGAACCCUUCCAAUCAGGCUUCAGAUCCAACCACAGCACAGAGACGGCCCUUAUUAAAAUAACCAAUGACCUUCUCACAGCCGCCGAUUCAGGCCUCGUCAGCAUCCUUAUCCUCCUGGACAUCUCCGCCGCAUUCGACACAGUCUCCCACACUAUCCUACUCAACCGCCUAUCCCUCUACCUUGGCCUCUCUGGUACAGCCCUCUCCUGGUUCCAUUCCUACCUCUCCAACAGGCAACAGUUUGUGACCAUCGGAAAAUCCAGCUCUCCCCCAGCCCCUGUCAACCAAGGUGUGCCGCAAGGUUCGGUGCUCGGCCCCCUUCUAUUUAACAUCUACAUGCUCCCUCUCGGUGAAAUCAUCCGCCGACAUGGUCUCAACUUCCACUCCUAUGCCGACGACACCCAACUCUACAUCAGUACCAAUCCAUCAUCCCAGCUACCCCCACUGUCACUUAUUGAGCGUCUCCAGGGUUUAUUGGAGCAGGAGAGGCUGACUAAUCAGGACAUGGAGUCUCUGGGGGAGGAACUACUGAAGGAAAAACUGAAUCUGGAGAGAGAUGUGCACACUCUGAGGGCGGAGAAAGACAAUCAGAUCUCAGAGUUGGAGAGUGAGAAGCAGCACCUCUCUGAUGCCGUGGCGUCCCUUCAGGAGCGCGCUCAGUCCAACAGCGAGGCCAGGGUCCGCGAGGUGGAAACCGAGAACCGCCUCCUGCACCAGAACAUCACUGACACCAGCUCCCGAUUGGCCAGCUUAGAGACCCAACUCAAACUAGCCAAUGAGGAGGCAGAGAGGCUGGGGAGCAGGGCGGGGCGAUGUGAGGAGCUGGAGCGAGAGACGGCCAGGCUGGAGAGGGGCAGGGACACUUUGAGCAGAGAGCUGGCCUCUCUGCGUGUUUGCAGCGAGCAGUCGGAGGCUCUGGAGAAGCAGGUGUCCUCCCUGGAGCAGGAGGUGCACCGGCUGAAGCGGGAGCUGCAGGAGGCCCAGAGGAGCAGCAGCGGCUGGGGGAGGCAGGAGGCGGAGCACAGCCUGCUGUCCAAGGAGAACCUGGACCUGCGCUGCUCCAUGGAGAACCUGCGCUCCUCAUCCACCCGUCUGGCCUCCCUGCAGGACGAGCACAAGGAGGUGCAGGGACAGACUCAGGAUCUGCAGAGGAAGCUGGAGGAGGCCAGAGGGGAGGCGCAGGGAGAGAAGAAGAGGGCAGAGAGGCUGGAGCAGAACAUGGCCGCUCUGAACCAGGAGAAGCAUCGCUUAGAGGAGGAAAUACAGAGAAGCAAAGAGGACAGGGAAGAGGAAGAGAGGGAGAGGCAGGAGACGCAUGUCAGAGAGGAGGAACUGAGAAGGGAAGUACAAGAACUGAAGAAUGAGCGGAAACGGAGGGAGGAAGUGGAAGAGGAGAGGAGGAAGCUCCAAGUGGCCUUGGAGCAGGCAGAGAAGGGCAGGAAGAACCUGGAGAAGGAGAGCUGGAGGAGCAGGACACUGCUGGAGGGGAAAGAGACGGAGCUGGAGGAGAAAGACAGGAGGUUAGCCACAGUGGAGAAGGAGGGAGCAACUCUGAAGAAGGACAUGGAGAGGCUGAGGGAGGUGUCGGUCAAAGCCAAGGAGCUGGAGAAGGAGAACAAAGAGCUGCAGAAACAGGCGACUAUCCACAAGAGGACUCUGGCCACGCUGAGAGAGGAUUUGGUGUCAGAGAAGCUGAGUGUCCAGCAGCAGAGUGUUGACCUGGAGAGACUCAAUGAAGAACUGGAGAAGAUGGGACUGAACAAAGAGAAACUGCUGCAGCAAGAGCACACACUGGAGGACAGCAGGUACAGGCUACUGGAGUCUCGGCUUGAGGAAACCGUCCAGCAGACAAUGAAGAUUAAAGAGGAGAAGAUCUUUUCUCUAGAAAGGAAACUGGAAGAGAGCAAAAAGCUCAACACUAAGCUACGAGCUGACCUAUCCACUGGGGAAGAAAACCACAACUCCCAUCAUCAUUCGGAAAGUGACCGGGGUCAAGGGUCAGCCACGGCAGAACUGCUAAAAAUCAAAGAUCAUAUUAUCGAUAUAGAAAAGAAUAACUCCUCCCUGCUGACGGAGAGCAGCCUGCUGAAGGGGCAGCUCAAACAGCUGGAGAACCAGAACACGUCUCUGAACAACCAGAUGAUGGGGCUGCAGCGACACACCUCCACCCUGCAGGAGCAGAACUCGUCACUACACAAAGAGACAGCAAAACUACAGGUGGAAAACUCCACAAUCUCUUCCCAGAGUGCAUCCCUCAUGGCCCAGAAUGCCGUGCUGCAGGGUCAGGUCACGGCCUUGGAGUCGGAGGUGGAGUCGUGGCAGAGGCAGCGGGAGGAGGCGUGGCGAGGCAGAGAGAGCGUGCUCAGCGAUCACGAGCGCCUGCUGAACGUUCACGAGAGGCAGGCUCAGGAGUACGAGCAGCUGAUCAGUCAGCACGCCGCUCUGAAGGGCAAACAGAGGGCGCUAGAGAGCGAGCAGCGCACACUGCACAGCAAGUAUUGUAUUUUGGUGCAGCAGAAGGAGAAAUGGGACGAGCAGGAGGGGCACGGCCGAAAAGAGAAGGAGGAACUCAACCAGGAGCUCCAGAAGACUCGGCUACUGCAGCAGGAGAAUCUACAGCUCAAAUCAGAAGUGGACAGACUAGCAGAGAGCCAAUCCCAGCAGUCCGGGCAGUGUGAGGGGCUGCAGCACCGAGUGAACGAUAUGAAGGGCUUACUAAGCUCCUCCCAGCAGGAAGUGAGUCGAUGGAUGGCACAACACGACUCCCUGAUGGAGCAACACCAGGGCCUGGAUCUCACCAUGACCAAGCUGGACAACCACUGUGAGCUGUUGAGUCGACUGAAAGGGAACCUGGAAGAGGAGAACCACCAUCUGCUUAGUCAGAUCAACCUGCUGAGUCAGCAGAACCACACUCUCCUGGAGCGGAGCAUGGAGAGCAAAGAGCUGUAUCACCAGGAACAGAAACUAUACAUAGAUAAGCUGAACGCUCUACGUCGUCAGAAAGAAAAACUGGAGGAGAAGAUCAUGGACCAGUACAAGUUCUACGACCCCACACCUAAAAAGAGGAGCCAGUGGUCCGGAGCCAAAGCUUUGGCCAAACUGAUCAAACCCCGGAAGGAGAGCAGCAGGGAGCGGGGGGGCGACCGGGACAAGGAGGCAGACAAAGACCGAGAACGAGCCAAGAGCGCCCCGGACAUCCCACUGCCCUCCCCCCCUCCCCUCCUCCCUCCUGAAACCCCCCCACCACAUCACCAGCGCUCAGGAAAUUACACGCAGGCCAGCAGCCAUGCCCACAGUAACCAUAACAACCACACCGCCAGUCUGGGACCCCAGAGCCCAGCAAUCACACCCAUCAGCGGAGGUUUGACGGACAGGGGCCGGGGGGGUUAUCGUAGCAGCACCCCAGGAGGCAGCAGUGAGAGUGUCAACGGAGAGAACGGACAUGGACAAGCUCCGGCCCACAAAGCUCUGAGCUCCACUCCCAGCCAUCAGUCUCCCUCACUGGGCCUCCCUAACAACUCCAACCCCCGACUGGGAGGCCCGGCCCGCCGGCCCAGAGGUCUGUUAUUUGAUGAAGACUCUCGCCACAACACUUCCGACUCCAUAUUUAGUCCGCAUGGCAACACGGGAGGUCUCCCGGGGUCACACAACACCUCAAGCUCCAACUCACCCGUCAACUGCAGAGACCCAUCAGAUCGCCAGACUCGCUCAGCCAGCCUCUCCAGUGAUGAUGUCACGGGUCUCAGCCAAUCACAACUGGCUCUGUCACGUAGCUCCACCCUUCCAUAUGACCACGUGCCCCAGAGGGCUCAACCACAACGUGGGGUUGGGGUUCGGAGUAAGACUUGUACGUCUUCUCCUGUUAAGGACAUGUUGACCCUGGAAGAGUUUCUACAUGAGAGCAACCUGAAGUCACCUCCUAUGGUGUCAACAGGAAGCAAGGAGGACUUAAUGACUGACUACUUCACCAGAAGUCCCGCCCCCUCGGGUCCCCCUGGCAAAGAUCAGACUCCUACCAGCUAUGUCACGCCCACUGUACAGGCAUCCAACCAGAGGCCGGGACAGAGCGUCAAGCCGUUGCCCCGCCAGCCUGUGGGCCAAUCACCAGCCUCGGGCCAGACCGUCAUCCAGAGGUCCGGCCAAUCACUGAGCAGGGCGUUCAGCCUGGCCUCGGCUGAUUUGCUGCGCUCAAACGGACCAGACAGUUUCCAUGGAAAUGAUGGCCAAUCAGAUGGGGUUGUCCGCAGACCAGGGGCAGGGGCUAACGGGAGGGAACGCCCUCUCUCUGCUCGGCUGGCUGGCCCAACCAAUCAGCCUGCAGACAGCAGCUUCCUGAAUCUGCCCAUUCACCAUUCCACCUCUCUCAAUCUGCAGACAGAGAGACACGCAGAGAGAGAAAGAGAGAGGGGGAGGACUCCUGUCUCUCGGAACGGCCCCUCCCCGUCCUCCACCUACCACAAGGUGGCUGAGGUUGCCAUGGUCACCCCUGUCAGGGCUGUGUCGGCCACGCGGCCUGAAGAACCCUCAGUAAAAGGGGAGGAGCUAAUGUCAGGUGACUCCUCCCAUGUAGAGAAGGAGAGUGAGAAGGCAGGGUGUGGAUCUGUGGAACGGCCCAAAAGCACGCCCUCGUCCCCCGAUCCCAACAACGACCCUCAGACUGUGUGGUAUGAGUAUGGCUGUGUCUGAACGCCGACCCAAAGAACCAGUGUGGCUCAAAUCUGGAACUGGAUACAGACUGCUGGAGGCUGAUCAUUGGAGCUUUACAAACCCUCAGACAAGUUAUCAGUCUCUGAAAUGUAGAUAAAUGCUUCAACUCUUGGAAGUCUACUCUUUGCUCCGAUUCAACUGGAAAUAAGUCCAAGAGCUGUCACACAUGCAUUGAUCAUGCGACAUUCCUGCUGAAAGUUCGACAAAGUUGAACUCCAUCGGAUAAGAAGAUGCAACUUUUAAAACCUGGAAAACAAAGCCACAUUUUGAAGGAAACCAUGUAUUUAUUGAAUCAAAAGCUGAAUCGGUCUGAGGUGGAUGCAAUAUGGAAGGAUUUGAUGUGAACACACCAACACUAUAGAUGGUCUCUGAGGAUGCUGGAGUACAUUGUACACUGUACUCACAAGCAGCCUCCAGUCCACACCAUGGGGUUUCCAAAGGUGUUGCAUUCACUGGCUGUUUUUUAAUAUUGAAUGUUUUGACCAGAUAAUAAAAAAAAAUGUAAAGACUUGAACACAUAUAGAAAUGGAGAUUGGAGCUGAGAAUCCCUAACACUUAAAGCCUGCAGGUACAGAGGACAAGAAUACCAAGUGUGGGCUCAGUCUAUGAGCUGGAACUCUUUGACUGUUGGCCUGCUGGGGUUUCCCUGGAAUCAACCCGGAACAAACCAUCAUUCAAAACAGUGGUUGGACUGAAGUGAAGGCAAACGGAAGCACCUGAAUGUAUCGGAUUUCUCCUCCUUUUUCUGUUGGCCUCUAUUAUCUAAAACACACACUGGAAUACAGGAGCCGGAGGGGGGAAGGAAGGGGGGGUGAAGCAAAGAGAGUAGAAGCAAGUGAUGGAGGAAGGGGUUGAGGGGAGCUUUAUUGCGAACACUGAUGGAUGCUGGGAUGGACAGAUAUAAAAGUGGAAGCAGUGACUUGAGGAAGGAAAGACAAAAAUGACGGGCAGGGCUGCUCCCAGUUAAAUUACAGUCUUUCUCCCUCCAUCUUUAGACUCUGUCCCAGCAUGCAACACACUAACACUUUACUGGAAAUGUUGUUCUUCCCGAGCCAACACUAGUUUCACAAACACACACACCAAUACACACACACACACACACACACACGUGUAUAUAAAUAUAUAUAAUGAUAUAUACAGACGGAGGAAUUGUCCUUGAGGGGCUUGGUUGUGGCCUUGCUAACCAUUGAGCUGGACUUAAUUCACACACACACGCAGCACAGGGUGAACCACUGUGUUUUUGGGAGAGUGUACCGCUGCAUGCUAAGUGAGCCGGACAGUUGUAAGUACGACACAACAGAGAGGGAGAGACCCAGAGAGGAGAGUUUGCAUUGAAUGAAUUAGCUCUGCACCAAGUGUUUGCUCGAUUCUCCAGUCAGUGAACCGAUGAUUUUGUCCUCAGCUCAAGUGUCACUCUGGAACUUUGGUGCGCCAUGCAUAUAUCACUUCAUACGAGCACAUGUUCUAUUGAGUGGUGCAAGGAUAAACAUUUUUUAAAGGCAUGGCAAAGGGAUCCUUACGGUGGCCGACAAGUGCAAAUGCGCAAUAGCAUAACAAACGUCCAUCAGGGGAAAUGCGCUGGCAUUUCUAACAAAGGAUGCAAAUGUAAAAACACAAAUGUGCCAAAGCACGUGCAAAUAAAGAAACAUCUUCACCAACUUCAACUACAACAUGGCAGGCGGCUGCACAUGGUAACCGCUAAGCUAAAGGCGGCUAAUGUUCGGCCUGAUGCCAUUUAGUAGUCUCAUGUAGCUACUAUCGUUUCUUAUGACAUGCUAACGCUUCAGACGUUCAACAGUGGGGUAUUUACUGACAUCCAUUUUAGGCAUCUAACCAAAAACACUCAACAAAGGCUCAUUUCUAAGUUAAGGAUUUGUGAUUCCUGCACUGCUCUAUUAUGUCCUCUGAAGCUUCUUGACUCUAUUCACAACAGCGUCUGACAUACUCACUUUGUAAUCAACACAGAGAUUAUUAAACGCGUCUUGUCCCUUUAUUAAAAGCAGCAAGAUUUACAAGAUGUUCAUCUUUCACACACAUUUCACUGAACUAUGUUUCAAUCACACACAAUGCUGUCAGACUGGGAAUGAUGCACAAUGAGUCCGAUUCAAAUGGAGACACAUUUAGCUUUGAGUGUUUUCCUCACCACUCUCGGGAGGAUUUAUAAAUACUUGCUUUUUGAGCCCAUUAAACAAAGAAAAGAUGAGGAAGACAUUCAGGAGACAGUCGGUGUUAAAGGAACGAGUGAUUGAUAUGCUAAUUCUACUGAUUUGACCCUGUACUGCUGUCUGUAAUCACUAACCCAUCCCUCCUGCAUUGUUCAUGACGGAGGCAAAGACGUUCCUACAAAGCACUAAAACGAUGAUGAUGAUGAUGAGGAAGAUACAACACUGGAGUAUGAAGCUUUGACUGGAACCACUAAGCGUUCCUCUCACCUUCCCACAUGUCAAUAUGCAACAAAGUAAAUUAUUAAACCUGUAACAUUUGUACAUGACGUUAGAUUUUAUAAACAGGGGAAAGGUUUAGAAGACUUCUGGACUAACACUUCGCCUUAAAGAAACAAAUGUUUGUUGAUACCAAAAAUCCAGAUCAAUACCUGUAAAGUGAAGUGUUUGUUGUUGUUAUUGUAUUCGUUAGAUCAUUUUAGCAGAUGGUAUGACACUGUAGGUUGAUGCUGUCUAUGUACCUGCUUCGUGUGUUUGUGUGUGUCAGCACUCAUUUCAUUAUUAGUUCCUUACGUGUGUCUGUGUUUCAAUUGGCUGAUGUCAAAAGAAAACAACAUUGACAUUUCGUUAUUAGAAAUAGAACAUUCCAAGAACAAUUGUUUUUUAAUUGAAACUACGCCAUCACACACACACACACACACACACGUGUCUCAGUUUUCUGGAACUGUGUGUGUGUGUGUGUCCUGACUGUUUGUCUGUGUGCCUGCUUUGUUUACUACCUGUGUGUCCACUUUAGUUACUGUCCCAUGAUUCCCUUCUCAUUCUGUGGUUGUUAUUGAUACACUUUGAGAGGAGCAGCAUCACCGGCUGCUUCCUGCUCACUGACUGACUUCAGAUGUGGUGUGCUCUCACAGUCACCGCAGAUCAAUACUGAGAACCAAAUAGUCAUGAAGACGUUAGAGAGAAGUAAAGCAGCGCUGACGUAACGGAUAUUUCCUGCUGUAACUGGAAUAACCUCUCCUUCACUUUAUGACUGCUCUGCUGUGAUGAUGGGACUACUGUUGAAAGCUACUAUUGUCAUUGACUGCUGUGAUUACACCCAAAAGCUUUGUGGUAAUAAAGAUGUAUGAAAAUGAA
Molecule: messenger RNA, 8237 nt
Organism: Gymnodraco acuticeps
Lineage: Eukaryota; Metazoa; Chordata; Actinopteri; Perciformes; Bathydraconidae
Product: protein Daple-like
Biological process (GO): cytoskeleton-dependent intracellular transport; cytoplasmic microtubule organization
Cellular component (GO): centrosome; cytoplasm
Molecular function (GO): dynein light intermediate chain binding; microtubule binding
Source: RefSeq, a predicted model, not a curated record